This is a messenger RNA of Cynocephalus volans (Philippine flying lemur), 1299 nucleotides long. RefSeq names its product cilium assembly protein DZIP1L-like. The transcript is spliced from 7 exons. NCBI's taxonomy places the organism in Eukaryota, Metazoa, Chordata, Mammalia, Dermoptera, Cynocephalidae. Gene Ontology annotation, cellular component: cytoplasm; ciliary basal body. Gene Ontology annotation, biological process: cilium assembly. The record is from RefSeq and is a predicted model, not a curated record.
AUGCAGUCCCCAGCUGCCAGUGCUGGGGGACUCAGUGGCCUCCUCUUUGGGGCCUACACACUCCCCGCCUUCAAGUUCCAGCCUCGCUGUGAGAGCAUAGACUGGAGGCGCAUUAAUGCCCUGGAUGUGGACCGUGUGGCCCGGGAGGUGGACGUGGCGGCUCUGCAGGAGAACAUUGAUGGCGUCACCUUCUGCAACUUGGAGCAGGAAGCCUGCAGCUGCUGUGGGCAGCCUGUGGACCCGGUGCUCCUCAAGGUGCUGCGUCUGGCACAGCUUAGCAUUGAGUACCUACUGCACUGCCAGGAGUGCCUGAGUGCCAGCUUUGCCCAGCUGGAGGCACGGCUGCAGGCCAGCCUGCGCGAGCAGCAGCAAAGCCAGGUGGCGCUGGGCCACCAGACUGACGAGCUCAAGGUUGUGAGGAAGGAGAGCCACCAGCGUCACAAGAUGAUCAGCACCCUGCAGCAGCUGCUAGUGCAGACAGAUGCCCACAGCGACCACCCGUGCCACCUGUGUGACAAGACCUUCAUGAGUGCCACCUUUCUCCAGGGCCACAUCCAGCGCAGGCAUGCAGGCGUGGCAGAAGGUGGUGAGAAAACAGAAGAAGCAGGACAGCCAGCGGAAGAAGUGCUGGGAGAGCUUCGGGCCAAGCUAAAGUGGACCCAAGGGGAGCUGGAAGCUCAGAGGGAGGUUGAGAGGCAGAGACAGCUGCAGGAAGCAGAAAUCGGUCAUCAGAGGGAAAUAGAAUCUAGGAAAUAAUUGGAAGAGUGGAAAGAAAAAGAGUGGACCACGCUUUAUGAAGAAAUAGAUAAGCAAAAAAAAAAAUUACUGGGCGAUGAAUGUAGAAGUAUCACCAACAAGUAUUCUAUUCUAGAAGAGAAACUGCAGGCUCUGCAAUCCCACAGUGUAAUGGAGUCCAACCUCGGAUCACUGCGGGAUGAGGAGUCUGAGGAGAGACUCAGGCAGACACAGGAGCUCGAAGCCCUGAGACGGAAGAUGGAAAUUCAGAAAAUGCAGUGCAAGAGGAAAGUGAAGAACCUGCAGGAAGAGCAAGUGGCUGAGAUGAUGGAACCACAGGAGGAGAACAAGAGGGUCCAGGCCUCCCUGUCUCAGGAUGAGAGGAAGGCAGCUGCCCAGGUCCGGCGCCAGAUCAGCGCCCUCCACACCCAGCAGCAGGAACAAACUGGGCUCAUCGCCUCCCAGGAGGAGAGGGUACGUCUGUCCCCAUCCAGCCAGGCCCUGGUGCCCCAGGCCUGUUCCUGUGAGGAGCUCCUUGGACUCUUCUGGGCUCAUCAGCGCUAG